Molecule: messenger RNA, 1532 nt
Organism: Ipomoea triloba (trilobed morning glory)
Lineage: Eukaryota; Viridiplantae; Streptophyta; Magnoliopsida; Solanales; Convolvulaceae
Product: transmembrane protein 120 homolog
Exons: 10
Coding region: 163-1263 (366 amino acids)
Cellular component (GO): membrane
Source: RefSeq, a predicted model, not a curated record
AUCAUCAGGCGUUAAAACAUUUCCCCUAGUUUUUCUCCCGCCGCUUUUAUACGACGAUCCAGUAAUUAUAUUUGUAUUUGUAUUUUUAUUUUUAUAUAAUCGUAUAUAGUGUAGUACAGAAUAGGAAUCAGGACAAUCGAAUCAGCGAUCCGUCCAUCGGAGAUGGGCGACGCGGCGGCGGCGGCAGCAGCAGCGAAUUUGAACUACGCUGAGGAGAUUCCUAAAGUGGUAGAGCAAGCUAAGGAAUUGCUGGAUGCCGCUGGCUCUCUGAUCUCUCGCACCUCUCGCGAGGAAGACUCCAUCCGCCAGCGAGCCUCCUCGCUCGAUUCACAAAUCCGACGCUUCCGAGACUCCAUCCGCUCCGGCAACUUCGAUUCCGUACAAGCUGAGAAAUGGGAUGAGGAACUAAUCAAAGCUAGUUACAUACUGAGCGAAGGAGAUGCAGCCGCAUUUCUUCCGACCAAAUCUCAUGGGCAAUUCCUGAGGAUGCUUCUGGGUCCGGUUAAUGUUCGUGCUAACAGGAAGGAUGUUCAGUUGAAAGUGAAAGAGGAAUAUAAUAGUUUCAGGGAUCGGACAGCAUAUCUCUUCCUUAUUUUCCCAUCACUACUACUUAUUUUAAGGUCUUGGAUUUGGGAUGAAUGUCUGCCUGCAUUGCCGGUCCAACUGUACCAGGCAUGGUUGCUUUACCUUUACACGGGUUUAUCUUUGCGAGAGAACAUUUUGAGAGUGAACGGAAGUGAUAUUCGUCCAUGGUGGAUAAAGCAUCAUUAUUGUGCUAUGGCUAUGGCAAUUAUUAGUCUUACCUGGGAAAUAGAGAGGGAACCAAACUGUGCCUUAAAGCAGAAAGGAGUGCAUCUAUUCCUGAAAUGGGCAGUUAUGCAAGGUGUUGCUAUGAUUCUCCAAAAUAGAUACCAAAGGCAAAGACUAUACACACGUAUUGCUCUGGGCAAGGCCAGGAGAAUGGAUGUUGUCUGGGGAGAAACUUCUGGUGUUGAGGGCCAAUUGUUGCUUUUAUUCCCUAUACUGUUCAUCUUGCAGGGUUUUGAAGCAUAUGUUGGGUUGUUGUUACUUAAAACUGCUGUUGUGGGUGUUGUCUCUGAGUGGCAGGUUGUUACCUGUGGAAUCCUUUUGAUAGUCAUGGCAGUUGGGAAUUUCGCUAACACGGUGCAGACACUUGUGACAAAAUCUCGUGUCAAAGCAAAGAUGAGAAGAUGUAAAAGCAAGCAAGAUUUGAGUGCAGAAUCAGUUGACAAGAGUUCGUAAUUGGGAGGGAGGGAGGGAAUUCCAUUCCUGGUCCAAGCUUCUGAUGCUGACUUGUGAUUUCAAAAUGGAAUUGUUUGUCUGUCUUUAUUGUAUUAAUUAAAAUUAUAUGUAGGCUUGCAUCCAGCCAUGUGCAAUUGUUCUUGUGUAUUAAUUGGUUUCUUUGAGAGGUAGAAUUUUUCAUGUAUCAGGGGUAUUUCCUAAUUAUACAACAACCAACUUAGAUUUUUUUGCCAUUUCUUAUAAAUCACAACUUUGUUUACCUUCUGAAA